AUGAAAAAUGUCAUGAUCGAACUCCCUAACUCUACAAACAAGGAAAAGGGUGCUGCUGGUAUCUUAUCUAAUCUAUCUACACAAAUACCUAUUCCUACGUCUUCGCCCACUAUGACCCUUGACCUCACUACCCUAGACGCCCAUGAGCAACCAGAUGGAGAGCUCAAGGCUACGUGGAAAAGAUAUUCGAGGACUGACCAUGAGGAAUUCACGAGUCAUCCGGACAUAGAUGAGCUAGACCCCCCGAACACUGUGGGCGCAUUCAAGCUAGCAGGGCAUAUCCCAAGUGAAAAUCUCACGGCUUCUUUUAAGCAACUCGAAGGUAGUGACUGGGAUGGAAGCCAAAGCGUUGAAGAUGCUCCUUUCUAUUUUCAUCCUUUACUCCCAGAAGAACAAGAUAAGGCGGAUGUUGAUUCCCGGUCUUUCUUCUCUUACUCUCCAGAAGCAUCUGCGAAGUUUCUGCCCAAAGACCCGACCGUUCACAAGUCGCUGUCUAUCAAGCAAGUCCUUGAACGGCGGUUAUCUUGGGUCACUCUCGGGGGGCAAUACGAUUGGUCCAAUCGAGAAUAUCCUAAUCAAGCUCCUCCUGAUUUUCCUCAUGAUAUUGCCAACUUCCUUCAGACCCUCUUCCCGGAUACUGCUGCUCAGGCCGCUAUUGUCAACUUUUAUAGCCCAGGGGACACGAUGAUGAUGCAUCGAGAUGUUAGUGAGGAAUCAGACAAGGGUCUUGUAAGUCUCAGCAUAGGUUGUGAUGCAUUAUUUAUGGUCGCGCCAAAUGGCUAUAAACACAUAUCGGCCGGUAAAGAAGCUUCCGAGAAGCCAUACCUUCUUCUGCGACUACGAUCCGGAGAUGCCAUUUACAUGACCCAAGAAUCCCGAUAUGCUUGGCAUGGCGUACCAAAGGUUCUUAAAGGCACCUGUCCAGAUUUCCUAGCCGAUUGGCCGGCCGAAGGCGACAAGUUUCAGGAAUGGAAAGGAUGGAUGCGGAAUAAGCGCAUUAACUUGAACGUCAGACAGAUGAAAGACUGA
Messenger RNA from Daldinia decipiens, 1029 nucleotides. RefSeq lists its product as uncharacterized. Bases 1 to 1029 code for a protein of 342 amino acids. The record is from RefSeq and is a predicted model, not a curated record. Gene Ontology annotation, cellular component: nucleus; cytoplasm. The transcript has 2 exons. NCBI's taxonomy places the organism in Eukaryota, Fungi, Ascomycota, Sordariomycetes, Xylariales, Hypoxylaceae.